AUGGAUCCAGAGGGCUACUGCCACGACCUUGGCCCACAGGCCUUCGCAUACGUGGACGAAGAUGAGCAUGCCCGAGUCAAUGAUGAGGCAUUGCAGUAUGCCUAUGAGCAUAAUUUGAUCGAGGACUACACCCUCAAUUCCUUCUCCAUGUCCCACCUGCUCGCCCCACUUGUCCAAAGCACUCUGCCGUCCAUCACUGAGGACGGGUUCACCGACGCCAGCCACCUUCCGUAUCUAGAGAUCCCAGUGCCCCGCGUUGGAGACACAUUGGCGAUUUCCCAGUCGGCCCAGAAGCUUCGAGACGAGGCCCUCCAGGAGCUCACGGAUGGCGAGGUCAAGUCGCUGACACGGGGGAUUAUGAAUUCUGGAAACACCAAGCACUUGAGGCUUGAACUACCACUUCUGCGAACAGACGACGAGCGCGACAUGCGAGAAUUUCGCAAAGAAUUAGCAACCCAGAGAGAAGUGCGUAUUGGGGAUCACCGACUGCCGCUGGAUCUUGUCACUGGCGAGGGCAUGCAAUUUCCUGACACCGCUCGUUCAGAAGCCAACGAACUUCUGAGAAAGCUUGAGAACGAGAGAUUGGGGAUCACAAGAAGCGCCUUGAAAUUCCUCGCUGACAUUGUGAAAGAUGAUUACGACGAGGAGGAACAGUGGAAGUCUCUCCUGGAAGAGGUUAAAGGUACAAAGUGGGUGAGGAACCCAGGUUUAGAAAAGCUGGAGUUGCCAAUCAACCCGCAAUCCAACGAGGACCAGUCUGUCACUCCAGAUGACGCUUACCUGAUCCCCAUACCAUCUGAUCCGAGCUCUUCUAUAUUCGCCGAUGAUCUGAGAGCUGCCGAAGAACAAUUAUUCGAGGAGUUUGGAGACGUUUGGAGCGAGCCCACAUCACCAAUCCUCGACAGGUUCCUUGACGUGGAAAUUUCAGAAGAGGACAAGAAGGGAUUUUUGAACACCGACUUUUCCCUCGAGCAAUCAACAGAAUAUAAUCUCGAUCAUCACAAGAUUGAACCACCAAUACUGCCCUUCUCUCCCCUCCAAGAGCAGUCUCUAUCUGAAACCGAAGCGUUCGGAAGCUUUGUGGCCCAGCAAAUGGAUAUCGAUGGGCUGGCGGCCGAAUUUCUUCAGAAUUUAUCGGACGAUGAUUUUGAAGAAGAGCUAGCGAGUGUCGCAGACUUGACCAUGAAGACGGUCGAACAAGAGCAACUCCAUGCAGCUGAUGCAACAGCUCGCGUCCCGGUGCCAAUCAUGGACUUUUCCAUUCCUGAACCAGAGUGGAAACGACUAGGAAACAACUCACAAGCCAUUUUCAAGUACAUAAAAUGCGGCAACGAAAGUCUAUUCAGGCUCCCACAAUGGCCUCGGAACAGCGUCAUCGAAAGCAAGCUAAUAUGGCGGCCAAUCGGUUCCGAGGCAAGCAAAGUCUCUACGAAGGAGACAAUAGACGCGGACGACGACCUGGUCGAGUCAUUCAUCAUAUCUCUCAAUAGUGACGGGGUGCCCAGUAGUCUUGACUUCGUCCAGAAACGAACAAAACUGGCAAUACUCGAGCACAUGACUGAGGAUGACGAAAUCGAGGUUCACCUGGAGAAGCCGAAACAGCGCAUUACAAAUUCAUUUGGAGCGAUCAAGAGAGUGCUCGAUGCGUCGGAUAGCACAAUAUCGAAGAAGCCGCGGCUGCCAUCGACAUACAUCGGCGACAAUGGUCAGUUGCUUGUAGGAGGCUCUCCGGGCGCAUCUACGAAACUCUUGAGCAACUUCAUGGAGCUCCAUGCGCCGAAAAAGAAGUGGUCCGUCAGCAAAUACUUUCCUGCCGCGGAACAUGCAACGUCGGCGCUUCAAGUUCCUGGAAAUCAGCCAAAGAAGGCCCAGGAAUCGGGCGAAAACGGAAAAUCAACAGGAGGGGACUCUGAUUCGUGCUCAAAGUCGCCUGCUCGGGCGCAAUACCCAUCUAUCAAGACCCCAUCCGCUCCGUUGACGAUCAUUAUUUCUCUGACCGCCCCUCGGCACCUGAUCAAAGGCCUUGAGGGCCUACUCCCAGGCCUCACUCUGAUGGAGCGCGACUACAACAAACACAACACUUCCGUUUGGAGUCCAGGCUCCGUUUCCCGCACGGAAGUAGUUCCGCCUCUCGCUUUUGAUGCGGAUCUUACUCUUUCACCAUCAACCGGGAUCAUCACCACGUCCAUGAUCAAAGUCCGCCAGAAGCCGCGGCCGCACGCAUCCAAAAACAGCGUCCAAGAGAGGGUCGAGAAGAUUGCCCCGCGGUACGGCCGGCUGAUCAUCCUCGUCGGGGGCGAGGGCGGCCCUGACGAUACCUUCGGGGAGAUGUCAUCCUCGGAUGCGGCCGCGCUCACAAGUUUCCAGGGUUUUGCGAGCGGGCUGUGGUGCAAGGCUCUCGUGUACUAUAUCGGCGGCGGUGACGACACACUGUCACGGUGGGUGGCGUCUCUUGUGUGUCGAUAUGGCCAGUCCGACCCCAGUCUCCAGGCAUGCCUGAUGGAAGACGAGACGCUCUGGGAGCUGUGGCUGCGAAGGGCGGGCUUCAAUGCCUACGCGGCGCAGAUGGUGGCUGGGCAGCUCAAAGUGCCCAAGGCGGAUACGGCCACGGCGGGAGAGCAGCACGGGCUGGCCGCCUUCGUCACGAUGACUCGGAAUGACAGGAUGCGCCUCUUUGGACCGGUGGUUGGGACGCGGGUAAUGGAGCGCGUCAGUCGAGUUGUGGACGAGAUUUGGAAUAAACCUUGA
Molecule: messenger RNA, 2748 nt
Organism: Diaporthe batatas
Lineage: Eukaryota; Fungi; Ascomycota; Sordariomycetes; Diaporthales; Diaporthaceae
Exons: 2
Coding region: 1-2748 (915 amino acids)
Source: RefSeq, a predicted model, not a curated record